AUGUCCGCAUUACACUUUCCUGGAAAAUAUCACACCGUUUGGCUCGAUCGCCACAUUGGAAAUCAUGGUUUUUAUGUUCAACUUAAACAUAUUUUCUUUACACAAAUCGAUCCAAAUAGUGCCCGAGAAUUUGAAACGUCCGAUACAGAUGGCGAUCCCUUCAAAAAGAGUGAUGAAGAACGCCCUGUCACUUUCGAGAAUUCUCAUUUUACCUUGAAUGCUUUCACGAACGAAGACGCCUGCUUCGAGUACAUUGAUACAAUCAAGAGUGAUAGAAUUUUAUUUAUCACAUCAAAUACACUUGGAAAAUCAGCUGUUUCUAGACUGCUCAAAAAAUAUUAUACACCAUUCAUUAAUGAGAAGACCAACGAAAUAUACAAUUCAAUUUAUGUUUUCUGCAGUGAUAGCUCACGGGCGAAGGAAUGGGCCAUUGAUUACGUUAAAUAUGUUAAAAUUUGCACGUCCGAAAUAGAUCUUUUAGCCAUAAUAAUUAGAGAUUUGGCCAUAGAAUUCCUCAAACAUGGCCGACAACUGCUUGAUGCUAAUCAAAAUGAAGCUGCUCUGGAGCGCUUAACUUGGUCUAGAAAACUUUUCAUUCGGCGUCAGAAACUGGACGCAAGGUAUGGUUUGGGCCCCGGACUAAGUGAAACACAACCAUUCAGUUUAGAGAUUGAAGAAAUCGAUCGACUUCUAGAACUUGCGUCCAUUCCAGUCAUGGAAGACUCAAGUGAGGCUACCACGUACAUAACGGCAAUUACAUGCGAGCAAAUGAAAGAUGCAGAAGAUUAUAUUCGGCAGUAUAUAUUGGCAUGGCUGGAUAAAGCCUUGGGUGACGAUAAAAGCGCUUUAGAUAUAAGCCUUGGUAUGCUACGUAAUUUACAACAGGUUUUCACGUUUAAUGAUGCUAAAAAGUGUCUCGAUUAUUUAAGCACCGUAACCGACAAACGCGUAUUUUUGGUACUUACUUAUGCAAUUGAAAACGAAUUGUUGAAUCAAUUUCUUGCAUUGGCUGAAUUAGAAUACAUCUAUUUAUUUGGUAAAGAAGGUAUAUUAAAGAAACACAACUCGAAACUUAUCGAAAUCUCAAGUAUAGAAGAAUUAUACAGUCGUCUGAACAAAGAUAUGCCAUCAACCACCGAAGAAGAUCGUGAUACUGAUUUUACUUCUCUCAAAUUAACUUCCACAGCCAAAUCAAUUGAAGAAUUAGAUGAUGCUCGCCUAUUUAUUUUCUAUCAAUUUUUAACAGAGGUUCUCCUGCAUCUCCCUAAAACAGAUGAAAUCAAAGAAAACUUCAUAUCUUUCUGCAGAGAAAAAACCAAUGACAAUCCUACGCAACAGGAAAUCUUAGAAAAAAUCAUCAAGAAUUAUAAAUCCAGUGAAGCUAUAUCAGAGUAUACUUCGACAUCUUGCCUUCAUAGACUUUUAAAUCGUACUUGUCGAUUGGGCAAUAUAAAAGAUAUGUUUAGAAUGGCAUUCUAUAUGACUGAUCUUUAUGCACAGUUGAAAGAAUUGCACAAUGAGCAAUCCGAGUGGUAUAAAGAACAGAUAGACGUUUAUAGGGGUAAAGCUAUGCUUAUGGGAGAAUUCAAGAAAUUAGCGGCAAGUAUUGGAGAUUUAGUUGUAACAAAAUCCUUUUUAUCGACCACGACUAAACGAGAAGUUGCUGCAAUGUAUUCUGGAAGAGGCACAUUAGAUCCUGAAAUGGUGCCCGCUAUACUACAUAUGAAGAUCGAUGCACGAAGAAAUGAAACAAAACCUUUUGCCUACAUUCGAUAUUAUAGUAACGUGAGAGCAGAUGAUGAAGUUUUGAUAUCGUUAGGAACAGUGUUCCGAGUGGCUGAGAAAAAUCAAACGGAGGGUAUUGACGAAUUUGUAUUAGUCAGAAGUGAUGCAGAGGAAACGUUAGAACGUGAAAUCAAAGAUGGCUUCCAUGAUCAAAUGAGACAAGACAACGUACUUUCUAAUGUGACGUCAUCGGCGGAUGCUAGAGAGCGUAUCGAAGAAGUUUUAGACACCAUGAUGUCAUCCAGUGCACGUGCUGUGAAAGAAAAUGUCUCAAGUAAUGAUCCAUUUUCAUUUGAUGCAUGA
Rotaria socialis is the source of this 2088-nucleotide messenger RNA. NCBI's taxonomy places the organism in Eukaryota, Metazoa, Rotifera, Eurotatoria, Philodinida, Philodinidae. The record is from the annotation of a GenBank genome assembly.